Molecule: messenger RNA, 647 nt
Organism: Penaeus indicus
Lineage: Eukaryota; Metazoa; Arthropoda; Malacostraca; Decapoda; Penaeidae
Product: palmitoyltransferase ZDHHC16-like
Exons: 5
Coding region: 39-647 (202 amino acids)
Molecular function (GO): palmitoyltransferase activity
Source: RefSeq, a predicted model, not a curated record
GCAAGGUAACAUCACAUAACGCGUUGCCUGUGAACACUAUGGCAAUUGGUAGCGUUAUACGAGCGCCUGUCACAUGUGAACUUGCUGCAUUUCAAGGUAGCGCAGCAGCCAAACAGCCUACUUCUACCAAAGUUCAAGACAGGCCAAUCUGCUGGAUGCGAUCACCACUAUGCUUAUGCCAGCGAGCAUGGAGAUCUUUUGUGAGCACAAACAAAAUUGUGUAUGUCAAGAGAGUUGUGGAGUUCCUGACAAGCUUGGCUCCACUGACGACACUUGCAAUCAUAUCGUUUCUGUGUUAUUAUUCACAUCAGCUCCUGGAAGCUAACAACACGAAUACAGUUGUGGUAUAUUUCUUCUGCAUUGAAUUGUUUGGCAAUUGGCUCUUAUUUUUUUUCAACAAAAGUUAUAUUGACAAGUCAUCAGGAAACAGUGAGCUAGCACCUGGUUUAUCACACGAUGAUUGCAAACAGCUGCGCUACUGUCCAACUUGCAAAAUAUAUAAACCAGAGAGAAGCCACCACUGCUCGCUCUGUGAUCGCUGCAUCCACCAGCGAGAUCACCAUUGCUUCUUCCUCGGAACUUGCGUGGGAGGCUACAAUUUAUGUUACUUUAUAUUCUUCUGUUUUUAUGCUUGUAUUGGAAAGUAA